This is a messenger RNA of Helianthus annuus (common sunflower), 617 nucleotides long. RefSeq names its product calcium-binding protein KIC. Bases 104 to 478 code for a protein of 124 amino acids. NCBI's taxonomy places the organism in Eukaryota, Viridiplantae, Streptophyta, Magnoliopsida, Asterales, Asteraceae. The record is from RefSeq and is a predicted model, not a curated record. The transcript has a single exon. Gene Ontology annotation, molecular function: calcium ion binding.
CCGGAUUGACAAAUUGUCUUUGACAUCUAUACCUCCAAACUAUUCCAUUCCUAUAAAUAAGACCAUUAAAAAUUCUUCCAACUCCAACCAACCACAAAAACAAAUGGAAGAAGAAAAAGGCUACCAAGACUUGCUACCGGUUAUGGCGGAGAAGCUAGAGGUAAGCACCUUCAUGGAAGAGCUAUGCGGUGGUUUUCGGGUGCUAGCAGACGAGAAGAUAGGGCUGAUAACACCGGAAAGUUUGAGAAAGAAUUCAAGAUAUCUAGGGAUGGAAGGUAUGAGCAAGGAAGAUGCAGAAGGUAUGGUAUUGGAAGGAGAUCUUGAUGGAGAUGGGUAUUUGAAUGAAACCGAGUUUUGCAUACUUAUGGUGAGACUUAGUCCAGAAAUGAUGGAAGAUGCUGAGAUGUGGCUUGAAAAAGCCAUUGAAGAUGAGAUCAAGAAAGUUUCAACUCCUUCAUUAGAUAAUAUAAUUGAAUGAUCUUAUGUUGAAUUAGUUGUUCAAAUCUUCCUUUUGUUAGUUAAUUGUAUAAUUAUGUAUUAUGAUGUUAAGAGUGGUAUGUAUGAACAUGGUCCAACUUUCUUGGAGGUUUUAGAAGCUAUAUCUAAUUGAAUUGCAA